CAGUUGAAAAAACAUGAUUGACGCAGACGAUAAAGAAGAAAUGGUUCUGAUGGCCCAAAAUGAACUGUCCAGGUUGAAUAGACAGUAUCGAAUAAUGGAAGGAGAUAAAACUGCCUUUUCCGAAGAAGCACACGUUAAACUGGCAAAACAGCGAAAAGUUAUUAAAACACUGGAAAAAGAACAACAAAACCUAUUGAUAAAUUUAAAAGUAGCGAACUCUAAAAUUCAUAAAAGGAAGGACUUGGAACUGACGCAGAAAUUAAACAACUUGCUGAAACAACAUCAGAAGCUUUCUCAGGAAAUUUUCUCGGAAAAAUCGCGACUGAAUGAGAUUAAUUCUCAAAUUAAAAAAAUUGAUAAAAAAGUGUUUGAAAUGAAAUCAAAGGAAAUAACGGACAUGCAAUGGCAAGAACAAAUUAACGAAGGGCAAAAGAUCAUUAAGAUUCUCGAAGACAAACUAAGCGUAGCCAUAAAACGGUACUGUUCAAUUUUAGCAGAAAAUCAGAAGCUCCGAGAGGACAUUGAUCACCUAUUGAAGGAAAGAACACGGUACAACUCAAUUUUAGAGAAAUUAUCAACCAAUCUUAAAAGUGGUAAAAAGUUCAUGGUAGACUUGUUGGAACAAGCGAUUCUGGCAUACGACCAAAGGGAAGAGUGGGGUACAAAGCUCCAUGAAUUACGUCACAGGCUACAAAUUGACAAUGCCAUCCACACCCAGGAAAUGAGAGAACUCCAAAGAAGACUGGACAGAGAUUCGAAAUUAAAGGAGUUUUUAACAAUAAAAGGGCAAAGGAGAGUUAUGAGGGACUUGGAAAAUAAAGAAGAUCGCAAAAAAGAGCAGGAGAACGAAGACCGAGAGAAGCAAUUUGAAUUAUACAACGAAAUUUUAGAGAAAAUACAGGAGUUUGUCGGUGAAAAAGAGGUGCACAAGCUCAUAAAAUGUUACGUGAAGCAGGAAGAAGAAAAUUUUGCUCUCUUUAAUUACGUUAAUGAACUCAACCAUGAACUGGAAACGUUAACUGAAAAUGUAUCGGAACUAAACAAAAAAUUAGCCAAUAAAGCGAUUUUUGCAAAUGACGAAGAGAACAGAGUCAACGAAGCCGAAGAAGAAUUGAAAGCGUUACUAAACGGCGUAAAAGAAUUGUUCGAUUUUCUCAAAUGCGAUAUUGCUCCUAUUCUAAAUCUUCUCGGAGAAAAUAACACCAUAGACGAUUGCAACGUUAUGCUCUUUGUGGGACUGUUGGACAAAAGGGUCGCCGAACUUACUAGAAUUUUGGUUUACAAAGAAACAAUGAUGGAAAGAAAAGCUAGAGCGGCACUUAACAUGUUGAAAAAAGAAAGAAUUCCAUUCUCGAACACUAAUUCACCACGUGAACUGUAGAUUUUGCAAAAAUACAAAAAAAAUAGAUACCUAUUUACUUCACAACA
Molecule: messenger RNA, 1428 nt
Organism: Agrilus planipennis (emerald ash borer)
Lineage: Eukaryota; Metazoa; Arthropoda; Insecta; Coleoptera; Buprestidae
Gene: Ccdc114
Product: coiled-coil domain-containing protein 63
Exons: 10
Coding region: 14-1381 (455 amino acids)
Source: RefSeq, a predicted model, not a curated record